UGAUAAUUGACUUUUAAAUAUACGUAUAUAUAUUAUUUCAUCGUUUAUUAUUAUCUGCAUUUAUUCAUUUUAAUUAAAUCAACAUAACAGGACUACUUUUGAUGAAUAAUUAGUGCUGAACAUUCUAUAAGCCGAUUGAUUUUAAUACUUGUAAAUAUUUUAACUUUUUUCCAUAAACAAAAUAUUGUUUACCAGCCAUUGAAUGUCCCUUCAUUUUCCAAAUGUACCAUAGUAAUGCCUCGCUUAGCUGAAGGUGUCUGUUCAAAAUUAACUUCUGCAGUCAUUGCUCGGUGUAAAACCUCGAAAAUUUUUACUGUAGAUGAUUUCAUUUUUCAGGACCCUGAAUCAUUAUCAAAAGAUAUAAGUACACCUUAUAAAGAUGUUUUACUCAUUCGUGAUGCCCUUCUGCUAAAAUUUGCUCCAGUUUUGAGAAGAGCUGACAGUUUACUCUGUGAGGUGCUGGAUACACUAGCUAUUUUUGAAACUGGGAGUAAAAGAAUCAAUAAUGCUUUACAAGGUGGAGUGUAUACUGGUGAAGUUACUGAAAUACAUGGCCCACCUGGCUCUGGAAAAACACAGUUCUGCUUGGAUGUAAUUUCUAACUUGCUUAUUGAAACUUCCUGUACUGUGCUGUAUAUGGAUUCAAACUGUACCUUUUCAGCUGGAAGAGUUGAAGAAAUUCUACUGCAAAAAUCAGAUGGAUGCACUGUAUUAAAUGAAAAACUUCAAAGGAUAAAAGUUAUAAAUAUGUAUGAUGUUUAUAAUUUCCUUGAUAUUCUAUAUUAUGUCGAAAAAGAGCUCCAGAAGAAGGAAAACUUCUACUAUAAGAACUUGAAACUUGUAAUUAUUGACUCCAUUACCCAUAUACUUGCACCAUGUUUUGGAGGAUCCUUUUUGGAUGGAGGAGGAAUGAUAAGCAUUGUUUCAGAACUGUUUAAUAUAAUUUGCUCCAAAUAUACCUUGUCCAUAAUGGUUUGCAAUAAUACUGUCCAAAGUAAUGGUUUCAUAAUAAAGCCCGCUUUAGGAGCAUCUUGGAAGCAUGUGCCAUCAGUCUCACUUUGUAUCCAAAACAUAAGUGAUACAGAGAGGCGUAAAUUGAGUGCUGUAAAAAGCUGUAGAACUGGACUUUUUAAGGAUGUUCCAUUUUGUAUUGGAAAAUGUGGAAUAAGUAAUUAAUACUUAAGCAUGCAGAACUAUUCUCCAUCAAAAUUUUUUUAGCUAUCAAUUGAUGUAUUUUUAUUUUAUUUAUAAAUUGCUUCUGUGCAUCUGUUAUGUGUAUUGAUAUUUUAUGAAUAAUAAAAGCUUUUG
Messenger RNA from Uloborus diversus, 1308 nucleotides. It is a transcript of the gene Rad51D, whose product is annotated as DNA repair protein RAD51 homolog 4-like. The record is from RefSeq and is a predicted model, not a curated record. Gene Ontology annotation, molecular function: four-way junction DNA binding; single-stranded DNA binding; ATP-dependent DNA damage sensor activity. Lineage: Eukaryota; Metazoa; Arthropoda; Arachnida; Araneae; Uloboridae. Gene Ontology annotation, cellular component: centrosome; Rad51B-Rad51C-Rad51D-XRCC2 complex; replication fork. The coding region runs from base 235 to 1176 and encodes 313 amino acids. Gene Ontology annotation, biological process: DNA strand invasion; double-strand break repair via homologous recombination; reciprocal meiotic recombination. The transcript is spliced from 9 exons.